AUGACUAAAAGAUUUCGAUGUGGUCGUUUAACCGUAACAAAAGAUGGUAAAAUAAAAAAACUUGAACUUGAAGAUGGUGGUGGUAGUCGUUUUUGCCAAUGGGAUUCAAUUGAUAUGGAUUUUGAUAGUAUUCAUCAUAGUCUUAUUGAUAUUUUUAAAUUAGAUAGUAAAUUAAAAACAUCAUUAUAUGAUUUUCGACAUCAACUAUUAGAUAUUAAUAAAUAUAAAACAUUAUUUGAAUAUAUUAAUCAAAAUGGACUUAAUAUAUCCAGUACUAUCAUUUAUAUUUGUACACAUCAUGUUGAUGAUAAUGAUAAUCAAACCAGGAUAGUGAAGAAAAGGUCAAAAACAUCUCCGAUUUCCAUGCCAUCAUCCAUGACGAAUGCAUCAAAUUCACAACAAAAAGUAUCUAAUUUAACAAAAACUACAUCUUCAACAUCUAUUGACAAUAAACAUAUUAAUAAGAAUGAAGAAGAAUUUAAUCAAGGAAAAAUUGAUCUAUUUAAUGUAUAUUCAUUUGAAAAAUCUAAUAAAGAUUUAAUUAAUAAUAUUCGGAGUUUUAUUCGUCAAUAUGGUCUUGAUUCAAUUCUGUUACAAUUCUUUGAAUAUAUAUGCAUAAUUGAAGGUUAUGUUCAUUCAACUAUUCAUCCAUUAAAUCAACAAAUAGAACAUUUUAUUCAAAAUUUUGAUUUAUACAAACAAUCAGAAAUUGAUUUUUAUUCAAAAAAUUUAAAUGAUGUUUAUAAUAUAUGUCGAUCAGCAAAAACAUUGAUUAACGUAAAUAAGAAAAAAUUCGAUCAUAUUGAGCAAUUUUCAAUUAUUAUUAAUUCAUGUUCGGAAUUUUAUACAAAUUUAAAGAUUUUAUACAAUAAUUGGUUUGAGCAUGUUGAAAAAAACAACAACAAUAACAAAUAUAAUACAUUAUCAUCUUCAUUGAUUCAUCCAAUUGAAUCCAUAUCAUCAAAUUCGAAUAUAAAAUCUUCAUCGGAAUAUUCUAAUGAGAUAAAUGUAGAAAAUUUCAAAGAACAAUUGCAAACAUCAUCAUCAUCAUCAAAUAAAUCUGCACCGUUAUUAUCAACACGAAAACUAUUUGAUAAUGAAGCUGGUGCAAAAUUUCUUCUAUUUCGACAAUUAUUAACUCGUUUCAAUGAUUUAUCACAAAUACUUAAAAAACAUAAGUUAUCAUCUUAUUAUCAAAUGGUUGAAUUAACAACUUCAAAAAUAAAAAAUAUACGAUCACAUAUCGAUUUAUCAAAUGGUCUAUCAAUGCUUAAGGCAAAAACGAUAUUUUAUUAA
Molecule: messenger RNA, 1296 nt
Organism: Rotaria sp. Silwood2
Lineage: Eukaryota; Metazoa; Rotifera; Eurotatoria; Philodinida; Philodinidae
Source: the annotation of a GenBank genome assembly